AUGGUCGGGGACGCCGCGUCCCCCGGUCUCUCUGGCGGCGUAGAGUCGAUGCUGGACAUCGAGACCAUCACUGGCGUCGCUGGUAAUGUCGAGUCGGAAUUCUGGGGUUUCUCAGGGAGGUCGCCCGACAACGCACACAAUGAGCCGUUCCUGAAGUGGCUCACCACGCUCGGCAGCACCUCGGACGCCGAAGUGCCCAAGAUCUUCUCGACCAGCUAUGGGGAGGACGAGGGCUCCUGGUCGACUGCCGCGGCGCAGCGCCUCGGCGUGGAGUUCCAGAAGGCGGGGGCGCGCGGCAUCUCCCUGCUGUACGCCGCGGGGGACGAGGGGGCGAACUGCGAGCAGGGAAAGUUCGUGCCUGAAGGCCCAGGGUCCUCGCCCUACGUGACGGCGGUGGGCGGCACGAUGCCCGCGAGCGGCUACCCGGCUCCAGGUUCCGAGGCGGCGAUCGGGCUCAGUUCUGGCGGCUUCAGUAAUUACUGGCCCAUGCCGGACUACCAGAAGGAGGCCGUGCAAAAGUACUUGACCAUGGAGGGCCUCCCGAGCCGCUCGAGGGGCUACAAUACCUCGGGCCGCGCGUACCCGGACAUCGCCGCGCAGGCAACGGAUUUUAUUGUCUACACGCCAAUACCAGUGCCGGGCGUGUCAGGGACCAGCUGCGCGUCACCCACGGCGGCAGGGAUCUUCGCGCUGCUGAACGACCUGCGGCUCGCACAGGGCAAGUCCACCCUGGGGUUCCUGAACCCCCUCAUUUAUGAGCACUUCUCGGCGUUCAACGACGUCACCACUGGGGCCAGCGCUGGCUGCCUCACUGACGGCUGGCCCGCCAAACCUGGCUGGGACGCGGUCACUGGCGUGGGGACGCCCGACUUCGCCAAGCUGGCGAAGGUAGUGGAGGGGCUGCCAUCGGGCCGAAACCUGGAGAUCGUGAUUUGA
Prorocentrum cordatum is the source of this 936-nucleotide messenger RNA. NCBI's taxonomy places the organism in Eukaryota, Dinophyceae, Prorocentrales, Prorocentraceae. The record is from the annotation of a GenBank genome assembly.